Scatophagus argus is the source of this 8199-nucleotide messenger RNA. RefSeq names its product collagen, type XXVII, alpha 1a (gene col27a1a). Lineage: Eukaryota; Metazoa; Chordata; Actinopteri; Scatophagidae. The transcript has 61 exons. The coding region runs from base 586 to 5886 and encodes 1766 amino acids. The record is from RefSeq and is a predicted model, not a curated record. Gene Ontology annotation, molecular function: extracellular matrix structural constituent.
GGAUAGGUAAAGGAGAGUCUCUGGAGAGGCUGUGGGCGUCCCUGUUGGGCGGUUUCAUUGUGUGAGGAUCUGCCCUCCGUGCGGUUCAUUCAUAUGGUUUGCCGGUGCGUGGGGCUUUGGUUGGGAUCCAUGUGGCCACCCCCUGGAGAAGGCGUGUAGUUGCUCGAUGCAACCGCUGGGUUUGUAACUUGACACCUGGUCGUGCGUUUGCCAUCGCUUUACCCACAGAAAGCCUAUUUAAAAAGGAAAGGGAUGAGUCCAACGCUCCUGACUCCGUAACCCCCCUCCAAAAGAACCCAGCUUUCUCUCCGGCUGCGCGUCCCUCAAUCUGGAUCGGCAUAAAUGAAUGAAACACAGGGGAAUAUCGACAUACAAUCGCACAGGAAAACUCUCUGUCAGACCAGCCUGCCAGAAGGAAUUUAUGUCGGGCUUGACAGGCAAAUCAACAUGAGUUUUUUCCUCUGGAACUUCAUCUCAAGCUUGUCAAAUGUGUAAAACGGCGACCGGUGUCUUCUGCCCCCCUCGCAAAGGAGUCACGCUGUGAUUAACCGCCAGGUUUUUGACUGCCAGGACAAAUGAAUACAAAUGAAUUUAGGCACCCGAAGGAGAGAUUGCAGAACCUCUCAUCUAGACACAAAGAGAGCCCUAUUGCUCUGUACAGUUUUAUAUUGUACCUGCUACCUGGGACUUACACAAGUGCACUCUGAAGAUGUGGACAUCCUCCAAAAGUUGGGGCUCAAGGGAGAGAAACCGUCACGCUCGGUGCCAGCAGGGGUCAUUCCAUUCAGAUCGGGGAUCAUCCUCAACCAGCGGGCGCAUAUUGAAACUCCGCUGCGCUCAGUCUUCCCAGCGGCCAUCUGGCCCAACCUGGCACUGGUCCUGAGCGUGCGCUCACACCGUGUCAACAGUGCUUUCCUCUUCACCCUGCUCUCAGGCCGCAAGAAGCUCCUUCUUGGUCUGCAGCUUACGCCUGGCAAUCUGGUCCUUCAUACGGGACCAAACACCUCGGUGGCGUUGCCCUAUGAGCCCCAUGAUGGUCAGUGGCACCAGCUGGCGGUGGGAAUUAAUGGACAGAGAGUGACUCUAUAUGCCUCCUGCGGAGAGCAGAGUGUUCAUGCAGACUUUGUGUGGGACAGUGAGGAGGGACUGGAUCCGGAGCUCCAGGGCUCCUUUCUGCUGGGGCGCACAAGCCAGCAGCAAGCCUCAGCACACUUUGAAGGAGCCAUCUGCCAGUUUGACCUGGUCCCUUCUGCACAGGCAGCUCACAACUACUGCAAGUACAUUAAGAAACAGUGCAGGGAAGCCGACACAUAUAGGCCUAACCUUUCUCCCUUGUUGCCUAUCUUACCCCGAGACACAAACAUCACAGCUACUACUGCUACCCCUAAACGUGGUGGCCCGGAAACAGUCAAGAAGCCCACGCGGCUGAGCCUUGCCAGGAGCGUUGCUGCUGCUGCCUCGGCUGUCAGAUAUGUAGCCCCUACCCAGACAAUAAAGCCCAGCCCUGGGACCAUUCCUACAUCCCUGCUGGGAACUGUGAUGCCAGUCACAGUCCAGCUUGGUUUGGCUACUCCGCCUUCCAAGACGAGGACUGAAACUGUCACAGCACCACUCAGGACAACAAUACCCCCAACAAAACCGCCAAACUCAAGACCCUCCACCUCGAAAGCUUCAAAUCCAAAACCUUCUAAACUCAGUCCCACAAAGCCCACUCCAAAUAACAGCUCCAAAAAGACGAAUGCUGGAACCGACAACAAGAAGAAACCAACUCUCCCAGUCACUACCAGCACCAGACCAACCAAGACAAAGCCUGAAUCUGCCUUAUCGGACCAAGGUGUAGUCCCAAAGAAACCACAACCAGCCACAACUAAGAAAACAUCUCCCAAGCCUAAAGUUACACCAUCCAAAGCCACUCCAUCCAAACCCAAAACAAAUUCUGUCAAAGUUGCCCCUUCUAAACCAACAAUAUCCAAAGUCAACCCCUCAAAAUCAACAACACCCAAAACUACAACUACUAAAACCCCCAAGCCAGUCUCCAAACAGAUCAUCAGACCAACAAAGCACGCCAAAACCACCAAGGCCCCAGUCUCCCCUCAACCAACCAGACCUGCGUACAACCCAGUAACACCACCUGCUACUGAUGGCUUCCAGAGCUGGGAGGUGCCACCUACUCAGUUCUCCCUGCUGGCUGGACCUAUAGGACAGAAAGGAGAAGUAGGCCCAGCGGGGCUGCCAGGACCUCCAGGGAAGCCAGGCCUGCCAGGCAAGAGGGGUCCUCGGGGCGCCCCUGGUCCCCAUGGAAACCCCGGCCGACCUGGUCCACCCGGACUCAAGGGGAGAAAAGGAGACCCUGGCAUCUCACCUGGGCCAGCACCUAAAGGAGAGAAGGGAGACUCAGGGAUCAUUGGCCUGGUUGGACUGCCUGGCCAAAUAGGCCGGAAGGGACAGAAAGGUUACCCUGGUCCACCUGGACUCCCCGGAGAGCCUGGAGAACAAGGCCCAGUCGGAAGCCCAGGUGCCAAAGGUUAUCCUGGCAGGCAGGGUUUACCAGGGCCUGUAGGACCAAUGGGGCCGAAAGGCGUUCGGGGUUUCAUCGGAAUCCCGGGGCUUUUUGGCCUUCCUGGGCCUGAUGGCGAAAGAGGCAUUCCUGGCGAACCAGGGAAGAGGGGCAAGAUGGGUAGGCCGGGGUUUCCAGGGGACGUCGGGGAGAGAGGACCACCUGGACCAGAUGGAGAGCCAGGUGAGAUGGGAGCCCCCGGUCCAAACGGAGUCCUUGGACUUAUUGGUGAUAUGGGACCUGUGGGAGAGAUGGGCCUUCCAGGACCUACUGGACUGAAGGGCGUGCCCGGCAAUCCAGGAGAACCAGGACUGAAAGGUGAUAAGGGUGAAAUUGGGAUUCCUGGAGAGCAAGGGGAGACUGGUUACAAAGGAGACAAGGGCAUCCAGGGGGCUCCGGGGUUACCAGGCAUCCGUGGGAAACCAGGACCACAGGGCAAGAUAGGAGAGAGAGGCCCUGAUGGUGCACCUGGACCACCAGGCCCAGAGGGUUUCCCUGGCGACAUGGGACCACCAGGAGAGAACGGCCUUGAAGGACCAAAGGGAAAGCCGGGGGCCAGAGGUUUACCGGGGCCACGAGGGGUUCCUGGCUUGGAGGGAGACGAGGGCCCGAUUGGACCACCAGGCCCAACAGGACUGGAGGGUAGAAUGGGCAGGAAAGGAUUUCCUGGGAAGGUUGGUCCAGAGGGAGUCAAGGGAGAACCUGGUAUCGCAGGAAACGUUGGACCCAUGGGAGAAAGAGGGUUGGUGGGUUUCAUCGGACCUGUGGGAGAGGCAGGACUGGCAGGAGAGAAGGGAGAUCGAGGGGAGAUGGGCCUUCCCGGACCACCUGGAGAAAAGGGAUCGAUGGGUCACCCAGGGACACCAGGUGAGACCGGGCCUACAGGACCACCAGGAAGACCAGGCCCUCCUGGAGCGAGGGGACCAGCCGGUACCAGAGGACCCAAAGGCUUACGGGGAGCAAUAGGCCCUGACGGUCCAACAGGAGAGAUGGGGUCAGAGGGCAAGAAGGGUUCUGACGGUCCUCCAGGAAAAAUAGGUUUCCCUGGACCACAGGGGAAGAUCGGAGAGCCAGGAGAAACUGGGCCGAAAGGCUUUCCUGGUAUCCAAGGACCCUCAGGACCUCCAGGGGACAAGGGAAUAGCAGGCGAGCCGGGACCACCAGGGCCACCAGGGACUGUGGGACUGUUGGGAGAGAUUGGUCAAAAGGGUCCUCCAGGCAAGGUGGGAGAACCAGGACUUCCAGGCGAACCAGGAGAGAAGGGAACCAUUGGACCUGCUGGCAACAUUGGAGAGCAGGGACUUAUAGGGCAGCGGGGAGAGCCAGGCAUCGAGGGAGAAGCUGGUCCUGCUGGUCCCGAUGGAGCCAAGGGUGAAAAAGGCGAUAUGGGUCAGGAGGGCGACAAAGGAGAAAAAGGUGAAAUCGGGCUAAAGGGAAAGGAGGGUCCACCUGGAAAUCCUGGACUCACUGGUGUUAGAGGUCCAGAAGGGAAACCUGGCAAAAUUGGUGAAAGAGGCAAAAUAGGGUCAAAGGGUGCCAAAGGUCAACAAGGUCACCUUGGGGAGACCGGGUCAAUGGGGAAGACUGGACCACCAGGAUUUGUUGGGCAGAAAGGCUCUAGAGGAACAAUUGGACACGUGGGAGCUCCUGGUCGAAUGGGUCAACAGGGGGAACCUGGUAUUGCAGGCUAUGAGGGCCAUCAGGGACCACAGGGCCCCAUGGGGCCUCCAGGACCAAAAGGUGAAAAGGGCGAGCAGGGAGAUGACGGGAAAGUAGAGGGUCCUCCUGGUCCUCCAGGUGACAUAGGUGUUCCAGGUGACAGAGGAGAGAGAGGGGAACCAGGAGAUCCGGGUUACAAAGGUCAGGUUGGUGUGGAUGGAGAGAGAGGAAGACCUGGAGCUCCUGGACAGCCUGGACACCCUGGACCUCGUGGGCAACAAGGACCCAAAGGGGCCAAAGGAGAUCAAGGUCAGAAAGGCAAAAAGGGCCAUUCAGGACAAAAAGGAGCCAGAGGACCAGAGGGUCGGGGUGGUCCUCCUGGUCCCAGAGGUGUGGUGGGCCGAGAGGGACAGGAGGGUGUACCUGGGGUCGACGGAGUCCCAGGAAAGGAUGGCAGUAAAGGCAUGCCGGGAGAGCAUGGUGAUGAUGGGGAGGCUGGUCUUCCUGGCAAAGUUGGUGCACGUGGUAAAACUGGCGUUUUAGGACUCCCAGGAGAGCAGGGGAGCAUUGGACCAAAAGGUGAGCAGGGUCUUCGUGGUCAGAGUGGACCUGCAGGAAAAAGGGGCUUCAGAGGGGGAAUGGGACUACCAGGGUCCCAAGGCGACCAAGGACCUAAAGGACAACCUGGCGAUACAGGGGAACCAGGAUUUCCAGGAAUUCUGGGAGUUUUUGGACCAAGGGGGCCUCCAGGAGACUUUGGGCCAAAGGGCAUACGGGGACCAAAGGGGCCGCAGGGCGCAAUGGGCAGAGGAGGAGUCGUUGGCCCAGUGGGAAUCAUUGGACCCAAUGGAAGCGCCGGUCCUCGAGGAGAGAAGGGCAGUCGUGGAGAGACCGGAUUGCAAGGACCAAGGGGCUCUCCCGGACCUCGUGGACCCCCAGGACUUCCAGGUCGCCCGGGUGUCCCUCUGUCAUUUAAAGAAGAUGGGCUGUUGUUUAUGGAUUCACACACCCCACUCAGGACUGAGAACAAGCCAGUGAUGGACCUGCCGAUGCUGGACCAGGGUGCAGAGAUCUUUAAGACCCUCCACUACCUCAGUAACCUGAUCCGGAGCCUGAAGAACCCACUGGGAACUCGGGACAACCCUGCCCGCAUCUGCAGGGACCUGCACAGCUGUGAACAGAAAUUAAAGGAUGGCACUUAUUGGAUUGACCCCAAUCUGGGCUGCUCGUCAGAUACAAUAGAAGUCUCCUGCAACUUUACUGGAGGUGGACAGACUUGCCUAAAACCAAUAACACCAUCCAAGCCAACAAUCAGUGUGGGCCGUGUCCAGCUGAACUUCCUGCAUCUGCUGAGCUCAGAAGCAGUGCAGCAUGUUAUCAUCCACUGCCUGAACAUCUCGGUUUGGAGGCCAGCUGAGGAUCAGCCCGCUGCCCAGGGGUCUGUGAGAUUCAAGGCCUGGAGUGGGGAGGUUUUCGAGGUUGGAGGAGAGCUCGAGCCAGAAGUCAUAGAAGACUCCUGCUGGAUAAAAGAUGGCCGCUGGCACCAGACCCAUUUUGUGUUCCACUCCCUGGAUCCCACCCUGCUCCCUGUGGUCGACACUUACAACCUCCCCAAGGCUACUCCCGGCUCCCAUUACCACCUAGAAGUAGGUCCUGUUUGCUUCCUGUGAGGGUUGCAGUGCAAGUCCUCUGACCACAAAAGGAAAGAUCAUCACCCUUAGGUGACACCGUCGUGCAGGCAUGGAGAUUGGAGCAGUUUCCUCCAGUCCAUGGCAAAACAAUCCAAGCGAGUACAACCCUCCCUCCAAACAGAUCCUGCCUCACUCUGCCAAACUCCCAUUGGACUGCAGACACAGAGGGAGGAAGCACGGGGAGCUUGGGGGAGGGGGGGGACACAGAAGAGCUGAGGAGGAGCAGGGGAGUUCUUGCACUAAUAGCUUCUUCACGCUCUUCAAGAAGGAUCUCCACAUGUACACCCGCUUGGAGAAAAAAAGGCUGUAUGCCACACAAUCUCUCUCUGGAACAUUGCUAAGUGAAGGGAGACCAAGGCCAAGUUAAUCAGCGGACAUUAGAGUAACUUAUUUUUUUAACUGUAUACAGUCUGUAUACUGUGUGUACUGUUUUUUUUUCUUUUUUUUCCCAGAAAUUCAAUUCUGUUAGAAGAGAAGAAUUAAAGUAAUUGGGAUCAGUUAAAUGUACAUAUAUAUGUAUGCUUAUUAUUAACUUUUAUACAUGUAUAUCUUAUGUAAAGAAAUAAUCUUCAAGUGCAAUAGAAAAUGAGAGGAUAAUUUGAUAUUUUAAACUUAUAUGGAAGGAUUUUUCAGGGGUGCCAUUUCAUUUGCCUCAUCUCUCGCUCAUCUCUUUGUGAUCUUGCCCAUGUGAAUGAAUCCAGAGGCAGACUCGUUCACUUAAACUGAGCAGAAAUCAUAUCCAUAUUUACUGACUUUCAGUUGCCUCCCUAAUGUGGGAAAACCAGUGGCACCCAGUCAGCUCUCAGUAAUAACGUCUGAAGCCACACACAGUAAUGCACACAAGCCGUCCACAUGGGGAGAGAGUGCAUUAAAUACUUAUUACUCAUUGAACCGGAUGCCACUGAUGAUUAGGGAGAAUAUCCGCGGCUGUGGGGAUUAGAGGUCAGAGUGAAAAAAAAAAAGAAAGAAUAUGGAGCUCUAGUUCUCAAUAGUGUUUUAUUAAAUUCUCUACAACUGUGGAGUGUGAAAUCAGGCGUAUGAGUUAACUGCUUCCUUGCUUAUGACAAAAGAUAGAAGGGUAAUUAUUUACUCAGCACCUCAUGAGACCAGGAGUCUCUUCUUCUACCCCAAUCACAGUGAACAGACUACAGGUACGAAGGAGAACUGAGCCACAGGAGAGAGGAGAGUGGGUCUACGAAUCAGAAUAAAACUCCCAUCUUCUGUCCCAUCUUCUCUCUAAUGCAUGGUGCUAAGUAAAUUGUCUGAGGUGCUAACCAUAGUGCUGUAAUUACACCACUUUGCUAAAAUAUUCUGAUGUUUAUAGUGCAUGCUUGUUUAGAUUAAUUAAAAGGAAGUCAGUAUGAUAUAUUGCCAUCGGCUCCACAAUGCACUAUAAAGGUGAUUUCCCAUCCAAAAUUACAUAGUCAACUAUCUGCAUUUUACAGAGUUGCUUAUUCUGAUGGAAGCUAUUUUAGAGAUAAAACUAUAAAAAGUAAAAACAGAUUUCUCCUUUUAUAUCCAGUAUAAAUCACAGGGUUUGAAGUAUUUUUUAAGAAUAAAGUUUUCUUUUUCUCUGUACAAAGCCCCCCCUCCUGCCCUCACAGCUGUAUGUAAUAUUUUUUAGAAACACAUCUAGUGGAGAUAGUUUUAAUUAAAUAAAAAUUUCUUUGUUGUAGCCGGACACAAGUGUGUGUAAUUGUGCAAACCUUGCUGUAUACAGUGGAUCCCCUCUUGCUAAUUUAAUGUUAUUUAAUGUUGUUAACGUGGUUGCAGACUGAGCAAAUUUCUGUUGGUUGAAGCAAUACUACUCUUUAUGACAACUUUAUAUAUCAGUUUGCCCAACUGGUCUUGGAGUUUAUAGAUUUUUUUAUGUGUAAAUUUGGGGCUCCAGAGAACAAAUUUAUUGCAAUGUUAAUUAUCUUUUAUUUUUUUAAUUUUUGUUAUUUUGCUUUAUGUUGAUUUUCCUCUAUGAUAACCAACCAUGUACUGUACCAGGACUCUGUGCUAUGCUAUAACUUGUGUUUUAAAGAAUAAUGCAAAUAUGUGAAAAUUGUUUCUUUCUUUUUGUAAAUCUGUUGUAGACAUUAAAACGAGCUAAGAAUACCUCACAUUUGUACACAUGGAGCAAAGAUUAUCUAUUGCCUUUAUAAUUAAAUCCUGUUUGGAAAUAUCAGCCAAAUACAGUAAGCCGUCAAACUCUGAACAUGACCAUUUCUGGUGCCAACAUACUUUAUCUGUCUACUGUUUAUUCAUUGUUCAGUGUCCAUUUGUUCAAUAAAUACUUUCAAUCUG